AUGAGCUCUUCCGGUCCGUCUACAGGCAAUCAAGCCUCGUCCUCCUCGGGGACCGGGACAAACAACCCGAGCACGUCCCAGCAGGCACGGCCCACGACGAGCUACCUUCCCGAUCUUGUAAAGUGGGUAAGAUCCCCCGAUACCCAUCCCCUCCCCAGCGUAGAAUGUUCGAUCUGUGGAGAUCCCAUCGGGGUCGCUUACCCCAACGGCGAGAGCGUCUAUUCGGGCGAGCCGCGCGCGGUUGCCGACAAGAGGAAGCUGACUUUUGGCCAUGUCUACAGUUGCCAGCACGUUGUAUGCAGGGGCUGUUCGAUCCAGUGGCUGAUCAACCGUCCGUCCUCCACGUGUCCCUAUUGUCGGGCUGACGAUCCACAGCGCUCGUCGAUGCGUCUGCAGGUUACGGUAGACGACGCGUUCCGCCAGUAUCGACGUUAA
Messenger RNA from Pyricularia oryzae 70-15, 435 nucleotides. RefSeq lists its product as uncharacterized. The transcript has a single exon. NCBI's taxonomy places the organism in Eukaryota, Fungi, Ascomycota, Sordariomycetes, Magnaporthales, Pyriculariaceae. Bases 1 to 435 code for a protein of 144 amino acids. Gene Ontology annotation, molecular function: metal ion binding. The record is from RefSeq and is a predicted model, not a curated record.